Molecule: messenger RNA, 4639 nt
Organism: Silurus meridionalis
Lineage: Eukaryota; Metazoa; Chordata; Actinopteri; Siluriformes; Siluridae
Gene: neff1
Exons: 7
Coding region: 126-1778 (550 amino acids)
Source: RefSeq, a predicted model, not a curated record
GUGUAUAUAAAGCACGCUGCUCUGUCUUUCCUCUUCAUUGUCUCUCUCCUCUUUCUCUCUCUCUCUCUUCUCUUCCUCCGUGUUUUCUUCUUCGUCGGGUUCCCCCCUCUCUCCUUCGCUCCACCAUGAGUUGCCAUAGCGACGUUUACUCCACGAGCUCCUACCGGAAGUUCUUCGGGGACUCCUCACGCGUGUCUGCGGCUCCGCUGCGCUCCUCGGCGGGUCACCGGGCUUAUGGAGGCGCGUACCGGAGCCGGGCGUCCUCGGGUCUCCUCGCCGCCUCCUCGGCGCGUGACGCGGCGGAUCUCGCGCACUCUGCGGCGUCGACCACCGAGCUGAAGAUCGUGCGCACCAACGAGAAGGAGCAGCUGCAGGGCCUCAACGACCGUUUCGCCGCCUUCAUCGAGCGCGUGCGCGAGCUCGAGCAGCAGAACCGCGCGCUCGAGGCCGAGGCUGAUGCGCUGCGCCGCAGCCUGGGCUCCGAGCCCGCGCGCCUCCGCGACCUCUACGAGCGCGAGCUGCGCGAGAUGCGCGAGCGCGCCGACCAGCUGGAGCGCGACCGCAGCCGCGCGCAGCUCGAGAACGCGCGCCUCGGGGAGGCGCUCACGAACGUCCAGGAGAAGCUGCGCGACGAGGGCCGCCGGCGCGACGAGGCCGAGACCGAGCUGCAGCACUGCCGCAGGGAGGCGGAGGACCGGGCGCUGCAGCAGCACGAGCUUCAGAAGAGGGUGGAGUCGCUGCUGCAUGAGAUCGAGUUCGCGCGCAAAGUGCACGAUGAGGAAGUGCGCGAGCUGCAGGCUUCACUGCAAGCAUCUCAGAUAAGUGUGGAGAUGGAUGUGGGUAAACCCGAUCUCACGGUGGCCCUGAAGGACAUCCGGGCGCAGUACGAGGUCCUGUCUUCAAGGAACCAGCAGCAGGCGGAAGAUUGGUACCGCUCCAAGUAUACCAGCGUGACCGGUGCGACAGCACGCGAUGCAGACCUUAUGAAACAGACCAGAGACGAGCUGAGUGCAUGCCGGCGUCAGGUUCAGGCUCGUACGCUGGAGAUCGAAUCCCUACGCAAUCACAACGAAGCGCUGGAGAGGCAGCUGGCCGAGAUGGAGGAUCGUCACAGCACGGAGAUCGGAGAGCUGCAGGAGACGAUUGCUCAGCUAGAUGAUGCUCUGCACAGCACUAAAGGAGAAAUGUCCCGUCACCUGCGCGAGUAUCAGGACCUGUUGAACGUCAAGAUGGCACUAGACAUCGAGAUCGCUGCCUACAGGAAGUUACUAGAGGGUGAAGAGUGCCGUCUGGGCAAUGUGGGCGUGACCUCAAUCCAUCCCACCUACUCCGCUGUUUCCUAUUCGCCCGGACGUGCUUAUACCCUGGGUGCUUACAUGAGGGGCAUGGCCAAACCUGAGAGUGAGGAAGAAGAGGAGGAAAAGGAAGCAGAGGAAAAGGAAGAAGAAGAAGAGGAAGGAGGAGAAGAAGAAGGCGAAGAAAAGGAGAAGGAGGAGGAGGAGGAGGAGGAGGAAGAAGAAGAAGAGGAAGGAGGAGAAGAAGAAGAGCAGGAAGAGGAAGAGCAGGAGGAGGAGGAAGAAGAGAAAAGGAAGGAGACAAAGGAACAGGAAGAAGACAAAAAGAGUGAAAUGAAGGAGCAGGAAGAAGACAAGAAGAAGGACAAGGAGAUGGAGAAAGAGAAGGAGAAAGACAAGAAGAGCGAAGACAAAGUGGUCGAGAGCAAAACCGAGAGCAAGGAGGAGAAAACUGAAAGCAAUAAAGAAGAGAAGAGCAAGUAAAGACAUGCCCCUGCUCCAAACAUCCAAUUACAGAACUGGACUUUAAUUUAUUCACAAGUCAAUCAAUUCACCAUCUUCACAUCUUCAUCUUCAUUAUUAUUAUCAAUCCAUCUUUUACAUCUCGUACAUAGUUAUCUCACACAUUUCCACAGCAGCUGUACGUUCUUCAUGCACUGACCACUGAAUGUUCAGAAGAGCCUUAAUGUAGCUACAAUUUCUGAUAUACACCUUUAGAAAUGCAGAGCCCAUCUGUUGGUUCUGAAAUCAAACGCCAAAAAAUAAAAAUAAUAACUUUAAACUCGACUUUGGUACUAAAUGAAAAAAUCUGAGUUAAACGUGUGAAAACACGAGGUCAUUUAUAACCGGCGGUAACUGAGCUUACUAAAUUGUUAGUCCAGAAUGCUAAUCUAGCUAAUCUUCUUCACGUUUCUGAAAUCUUCCUACAAACAAAAAACAGAAGUAAUACUAUUUAUGACCCUUAAUGUUAGCUAUAAAUUCAAACAAUAAUUACAAAUGUCCUGAAAACAGGUCCUAAAAUCUUUUCGAAAAGCAAACUUUUCUCCCUCAUCAUAAAAUGCUAGCUAGCGUUAGCACAUCAGCCCUACUGAGUUGCACGUUAGUAACAGAGCAGCCCAAAAACUUUUACUGUAAUUAGCAAUGUUUCGUCAGAUAUAACUAUAAUAAUGUUUAGUAUUCCAUCUUAUUUUUUUUUUAUCUUAGCUUUAAGUAGCAUGUCAUCUGAAUGAUGGCAGUGAUGACACAAUAGUUAAAGUUUUGGGAUACUGAUCAGAAGCUUGGAGGUUUGAGCCCCACCACCAUCAAGCUGUCACUCUUGGACUUUUGAGCAAGAACGUUAACCCUCUUUGCUUCUGGAAUGGCUUAUCAUGGCUGACCCUGUGUUAAGAAAAAAAAGAAUUUCACUGUGACUGAUGUAUUGUUUAUGUGGCAAAAGAAGGCUGUUUAUAUAUAAGACGUUAGACUUCUGAUUGGAAGUUCUUAUCCCACUACCAAGAUGCCACCAUCAAAAAAUGCUUAGAUUAAUAAAGUGCGGUAAUGUGAGGAAAAAUUAAACUAAAAAAGUGAGAUAACUUGCUAGCGUUAAGAGCAUAUGCCAUAAACAUAUAUUUAAAGAUUUCAUAUAGAAAUGCUAAAUUGUCAUAAUAAUUUCAAGAACCCAACAAUAUUCCCCUAAACAUUAGCGAUAAUAACAGUUAUGUUAUACAGUAAUAACCUACACAAUAACUGUAGAAGUCGCAUACUUUAUGUUUAUACGUUUUACCUUCGAUUUGAGAGUUCAGAUUUUAAACAAAGCUGAUGAAGGACUUAACAUUUUUCUCACUAUGUAUACAUUUAUAUUUAAAUCAUCCAUAUAACCAAUGCUUAUCAUAUAUUUUAUGCUUUUUCUCCCCGUCAUGUAUUUAAUCACAAACAUUAUAUCUGUUUUUAUUGUGAUGAACAAAAAAAGUCACAAUAGCUCCAGCUUAUGGCAAAGUAUAAUAAAACACACUUGAGCUUUAAAGAGAAUGUAUGUGGAUUUGAAGUGUAGAUGCGAGAGCUUGCAUUGAUGCAUCGUCAGUUCAGGAAUGAAACUUUUAAAGAUUUCAAAGAAGUUGCUGCUAUUUAUUUAUUUAUUUUUUUUUUUAAUUUAUUUUUUUCUUUUUCUUUGUGGAAACUUUACCUCCUGUUGACUUGUUCAUUCAUAAUAAACCUUCUUGAACAUCAGCUUGUCAAGAACAACCUGGAAAAGAAAUGUCAAAAUAUAAAAACAUGGCCACGGCAUCACAUGAGCACGAGGACGCUUUCCGUGAGGCUACAAAUUAACAAAACAACCUGCUGAAAGCUGAUGACUUUAAAACACCCACUCUCUGCACAUGAUGGACAGACACAGAGACUAAUCUACUAGCUAUGGUCAAUAGAUAAGGAUUAUUACAUCACUGUAUAAACACACACACGCACACACACACACACACACACACAGAGCUAACUAACACUUUCAACACACCAGCAAAAGCAUUAAAAAACACUAAUAGCCACGAAGGAGGCAUUUAUUUUAUUAAUAUCAGUCUAAUGAAAGGAGGGAUGUCCUUCUUUUAAUACUUGUCCCCUAGAAAAAGGCAUGUACUUUAUUACUAUAAUUCCCAUGGAAGGAGACAUGUCCUUUAUUACUAUUUGUCCCAUAGGAGAAGGCAUGGCCUCUAUACUGUCAGUGGCAGUAAAGGAGGCGUGGCCUUUACCUUUUUUUAGUCACAUUGAAGGAGGCAUCACAUUUCUAGGAAGUGUGACUUUUUCAUUGGCUUUAGAAAAGAAGGUGUGUCCUUUUAUUUCUGCUAUUCACAGUGAAGGAGGUGUGGCCUCUGUACAUGUCAGUCCUAAAAAAGAAGGCGUGGUUUCUCUUUUUUCCAAUACCAAGAGGCGUGGCUUCUGUUUCUGCCAAUUUAAGUGAAGGAAGUGUGGACUUUGUUCUUUGUCCCUGACAAUAGAGGAGGUGUGGCCUUUAUGUUCAUGUCAGCUACAGUAAAAGGGGUGUGGCCUUAUUUAACACUUUGCAUAAAUCACUUCAUGUUACAUUAAAGCAGCUGCAUCGAGUCACAUUUCAUCAUCUGCUUUAAACGUUCGAGUCGAUGGGAGGUUCAGUUUAUCUGCAUGGCCUGCCUUUUAGAGCUUGCUGUAAGACGACAGAGGUCAGUUUUGCUUGCUGUGUGUGUAAAUAAAGCGAUAAAGUACGUACUGGAAAUGCCUUAAUGGUGAAUGAGAUGCUUUUCCACUUUCACACUGGAUCAAAAGUGCUUUCAGUCUUCCACUGAGAACGUUAGUGCUGCUCAAUUCACUCCAAGCCAAAUAAAGCUGUUUAUCAACCAGCA